Molecule: messenger RNA, 1609 nt
Organism: Anolis sagrei ordinatus
Lineage: Eukaryota; Metazoa; Chordata; Lepidosauria; Squamata; Anolidae
Gene: TUSC3
Product: tumor suppressor candidate 3
Cellular component (GO): oligosaccharyltransferase complex
Source: RefSeq, a predicted model, not a curated record
UCAUUGGCCGGCCCAAUCAGCGCCCAGGAAAACGGCGUGGAUAACGGCGUUCUCCUUGGCCAGGUACUCCGGAGGAAGGCGACGCGAUUGGGAAGCCAUGGCUUCAUCACCACCAGCACCACCUUUCUCCUGGCACCUGCCCGCAAGGGGCGGCCUCCUUUUCCUCCUCCUCCUCUUUUGUGUCCAGCUCGGGGAAAGCCAAAAGAAGAAGGAGAAUCUUUUAGCUGAGAAGGUGGAACAGCUUAUGGAGUGGAGUUCAAGGCGCUCAGUCAUCCGCAUGAAUGGAGACAAAUUUAGAAGAUUUGUGAAGGCUCCACCUCGCAACUAUUCAGUGAUUGUGAUGUUUACAGCUCUUCAGCCACAGAGGCAAUGCUCUGUUUGCAGGCAGGCUAAUGAAGAAUACCAAGUCCUGGCAAACUCAUGGCGCUACUCUUCAGCAUUUUCAAACAAACUUUUCUUCACUAUCGUUGAUUAUGAUGAAGGUGCUGACGUUUUUCAGCAGCUCAAUAUGAACUCUGCUCCCACGUUCAUGCAUUUCCCUCCAAAAGGUAAGCCCAAGAGAGCUGACACAUUUGACCUGCAGAGAAUUGGAUUCGCAGCAGAACAGUUAGCUAAGUGGAUAGCUGACAGAACUGAUGUUCAUAUUAGAGUGUUCAGGCCACCAAACUAUUCAGGCACUAUUGCAUUGGCCCUCCUAGUAUCACUGGUUGGUGGUUUGCUCUACCUACGGCGAAAUAACUUAGAAUUCAUCUACAACAAGACUGGCUGGGCAAUGGCAGCACUGUGUGUCGUUUUUGCAAUGACUUCAGGCCAAAUGUGGAAUCAUAUCCGUGGGCCCCCAUAUGCUCAUAAAAAUCCUCAGAAUGGGCAAGUGAGCUACAUACACGGAAGCAGCCAGGCGCAGUUUGUGGCGGAGUCUCAUAUCAUUCUGCUUCUGAAUGCUGCUAUCACCAUGGGAAUGGUUCUUUUGAAUGAAGCUGCUACCUCCAAAGGAGAUGUUGGCAAAAGGAGAAUAAUAUGCCUGGUGGGAUUGGGUCUCGUUGUUUUCUUCUUCAGCUUCCUGUUGUCCAUAUUCCGCUCUAAAUACCAUGGCUAUCCAUACAGCUUCUUAAUUAAAUGAAUUCAAGUGAGAUUAGCAGAAGGCUAAUGUUUACUAGGAAGAUAAGCAGCUCCUGAUAGUAUCUGCUUACCAACAUUACAUUUCUUCAAGAAACUUUGCACUUGGUUCAUCUGCUUCCUGUGAUAAAUUACAGCAUUUGUGUGGAGGACAAUAUUGUGUUUGUACCUUAUUAGCAAGUGAUUCAUCUAAUUUAUAAUGCAUAGUAAAUAUUGGAUAUCUUAGUGAAAGAUAUAGUAAAUAGAAAUGGGACUAUGAUAUGCUUGGUGACCCUGAAUACAAAUAAAGUUAACUUUAUUGGAGAAGUCAGAGGGGGGUUGUUCUGGUUGCUGUUUGUCUUCUUGUAAUUCUGUUGCAGCUGUGUAGAUUGUAGUUGGGGGAAAAGUCAAAAAACAUUUGAGAUUUUGAAACUAUACUCCUGUGGCAUAAAGUAAUGUAAAAUAUAUUAGUAUUAAACCAGCUCUACCUAAUAAAGAAGACAAAGUCCACACA